GUCGAGCGGAAAAAACGUCCUGACGGGCGCACGACCUUGCACGGAGAGUCAUGCACAAGUUACGUGAGUGCGUAGGCGAGGCCCUGCGAAUCUUUCCAAGCUUCAAUUUGACGGACGUCAAACUGAGCCAACUCCUCGUCAACGCUACUGCCUGCGUUUUGGCGAAAACGCGUUGCGCUUAUACGAAUCCGAUAACCGGGGAGAUUCAAGAGGACGAUCUAGCCAAUAAAUUUCACCUACCGUCUGUCAACGCCAUUUUCGUCAACACGGACUACGACAUCAACAUCGUGCAGUUUCCUAUCCGUUACGGUACCUCGGACGUAUGCGCGAAAUUCCGAAACGUCGAGCCGGCUACGUGGCCCUCCGCCGCUUGUUGACGGUUGCUUGACUUAUCGAUCGCUUACUUAUCCUUAUUCCACCUUACCUUUUAUUCAUUUUAAUACCACUUAUAUCUGGUCGAUCAUUUAUCUAUUAUGUCGGAUAUUAUUUAACGAAUCAUUAUGCUCUUUCCGUUCGACUAUCGACAUCUAGGCAGGACGUUCUCGUUAGAUCUAACGUUAGCAAUCCUUCGAGCCGGAUCUCGAAGAUUUAAAAAAGAAAUGUAAAAGAGCCAAUGUAA
Messenger RNA from Vespa velutina, 619 nucleotides. RefSeq lists its product as uncharacterized. NCBI's taxonomy places the organism in Eukaryota, Metazoa, Arthropoda, Insecta, Hymenoptera, Vespidae. The record is from RefSeq and is a predicted model, not a curated record. The transcript has 2 exons. Bases 51 to 377 code for a protein of 108 amino acids.